UUAUUAUUUAUUUAUUUAUUUUUAUAAUUUUUUUCUCUACCCGAAUGGGAGGAGGAAGGUGACAGGACGCCGAGGACACCCCUGCCUCUACCGUCUGAGAGCUAUUUCUAAAUUCCUUAAAACGAAAUGUUAACUGGCUUAAGAAAGUUGUAAAUUAAUUCACAAACUGUCAUUUUAUUGCGAACAACAGUUCAAGACUUAUCGGACCAAAUAUAUUGGGGUCACUACAAAAAUCUGUCGAUAGUUGUUUCUCUGGUUUUCAUACUCUGGGUAUUCAGCAUUAUAUGGCUGGGAUUUGAGGACUGUCGCAUGUUGGGCAGUUAGGGGAUGUCCUUAAUCCAAUUCUGUACAUAUAACUCCUCCCACAAGCCAUGGUUAGUUUUCAUUCUGAAAAUAGUGGAAUAGAAUUCCUUUUGCCCGCCUCGUUCCCAAAACCGCGGUUUUGUUUUUAGCUUUGGGAUAAAGCUCGAUAGUACUCGCCAACUGUUACUGAUCAGUAGUCUUUAUCCCAUAUAUUGAACCACAGUUGAUAGAAUUUUUUUUUAUUUUAAUUUGAUAGGAUACACCAGAUAUAGUGGCCUCUUUUGUCAAUGUGUCUUCAGUUUUGUUAUAAUAAAUACCAGCAUGACCUUUAACCCAACAUAUUGUCACAUUUUGUCCAGCUUUGUUAGCUCAAAGAUCUUUCUGUAAAUAUCUGAAAUAAUAUUUACAACUUGGGGUUUUACAUAUACUAUCUACAGUGCUCAACAGUCCAUUAAGAUACAGAAUUUAAUUUAAUUUCUUCUUUUAAUGAAUUCAAGCGCUUUAUCUAUGGCGGUCAGUUACGCUGUGUAGACGGUUCUUUUUUUAUAAUCAAAAAUGGCGCAACCUGAUUUACCAUCCAAGAGUGACCCAUCAGUAAAAUUUUGCAGAUGGUUUAGAUAGUGUUAUAUCCAUAUUCGAUAUAAAUUCUUUCUGAACUAAGUGUUGAGCGGUCUGCGAAUAGUCUUUUAAAAAUACUGUGUCAAUGCACUGUAAUCAAGCUGGUAUGAAGGGUCGAAAUAGCUUUUAUGUAAUGAGCAUAUCUGCGGGAUUUAAUGUAGAAAAGCUGAAACUAAUGUGGGAGGUCUAUUGUUAAUAAUUGGGCUCUCAAGGCUGACGAGUUUGGUGAGGAAAUUUAAUGCCAAUUUUAACCGCCUUUUCUCUACGGGAGGCUCACAAGUUUUGGCUAACAAAGGCACAAUCAAAGUACCUGGCAAACCCCUAAGGAUACACCUUAGAAAAGGCUCAGCAUUUUUGUGUUAAAAUGAAAUCAUCGUGGGAUGAUAAAAUAGCGGUUUUGUUUGAAACCAAGUUACACUGUGAUGUUGAGUUAAUAGUCUCUGACAAUAAAGCAUCAACGAUUUUCAAGGCACAUAAAAUUAUUUUGAAAAUGUGCAGCGAAUUUUUUUCAACGCUGUUUGGGAGUCAUUUCUUGGAGAGUAAAUCAAAUACUGUUAAAGUAACAGCAGCUCCUGAAAUAUUUGAAAUGUUUUUAGAAUUAAUUUAUACAAAUAAUAUUAAGCUGACAUCAUGUGAACAAGCUAUCGCUCUCUAUAAACUUGGCGAUCAGUUGUUAUCGCCGCUUGUUACCGCAUACUGCUACAAGUACAUUUUUGACAACAUCAACGACAACACAGCAUGCAUUUGUUAUGAAUUUUCCAUUCUUUACUCUUUAAAGAAACUGGAAGACUAUUCGCUUAGAGUGAUACCGAUUAACUGUCAAGGUUUCCUUCAUUUGAGUGAAAGUAGUAUUGUGAAAAUUGUAUCAGAUGGGAAUGUGUUAGCAAGGGAAUUCGAUCUUUUCGAAGCAAUUGCAAAAUGGAUACAACACAAAGGAGAAAAAUCAAAAGAAUACUAUCGAAACUUGUUAAUUCCUAAAUUUCAUUAUUUUAACAUGACACCAAAAGAAUUCUGCGAUGGCCCCAUCAGCAGUGGCUUAUUGAAGGGUGAAGAGAUUUUGGCCAUCCUAGCAAAUCUUACAUCUCAAGAUUGUCGUAUACCUUUUCCCGAAGGCUUUCCGCAAACCUUGAGAGGCGGUAAGUUUCGAAACUGCUUACAAGGGCCUCAAGAGGUCCGUGUACUGUUUGAAGAAGCUCCAGUUUUUUCAAGGCAUUUGAACAGAUGCUCUGGAUUUAUAUCAGUUAAAGAGGAUGUCAUUAUUUCAGGUUUAAAGUUGAGUUGCAGAAUAAAAACAAAAUAUUUGGCCAAGGAUUCAGUUAUUACGUUGAAAAUCAAUGACAAAACUUUGACAAUUGAUAUGAGCCAGUGUUUGUAUGCGGACAACGCACUCAUCGUAAAUUUAUCAUUACCCGUCGCACUAUGGAAAGAUAAAAUUCACACAAUUGAAAUCGACAUGAGUAGUAUCAGCGGUUUGUACAUGCUGUAUAAUUUUUACAAAGCAGAGCUUUCAGGAACACUAUCGAACGGAAUGCAAAUUGAUGCUAUACUCGACGGUGAAUAUUUACCAAUACAAUCACUUUAUUUUUUACCCAUAGGUCAGUGAAAUGAUUAAUUUGAAUUUAAAUAUUUUUCCAUAACUGACAUAAAUUAACGUACAACUCCGAUCUUAAUCUGUUCCCAUUGUUAAGUUAGCAUUGUUUGGAUUGUGUGUACAUGCUAAAUUCCUAACAAAAAUAGUCUAUAAAGUUAAUAUGCAUCUUAACAAAGAUGCAUAUUAUUUCAAUCAUUAAAACCUAUAAAAAUAUUAAUGAUGAUAGAUUAUGAUGAUACACCCAGAAUAACCAUUGAAUGGCAAAAAUGUGAGGCAAAACCGCAAGAAUAGUGAGACUGAAACUGGACAUGUCUCACUGAAGAUGACACAUAGCCAAAAUGCAUUUGAGUGUCAUAAAAACAUAUGAGUGACAGGCCCAGUGUUGUUUCUGCCAUAAUUUUAAUAUAAAUAAAAUUUCUGGUUUAGAAUCUAUUUGAUGCUUGCAAUUUUAUAAUAGUAUGCUAUUAUAAAAAUAAUUUAGCAUAAAAAAAGACAACAUAAAAAGAAAUUUUGUUAUUUGAAUAUGUAACUAU
Messenger RNA from Cimex lectularius (bed bug), 3045 nucleotides. RefSeq names its product BTB/POZ domain-containing protein 2-like. Gene Ontology annotation, biological process: neurogenesis. The transcript has 7 exons. Lineage: Eukaryota; Metazoa; Arthropoda; Insecta; Hemiptera; Cimicidae. Gene Ontology annotation, cellular component: P-body; cytosol. The record is from RefSeq and is a predicted model, not a curated record. Gene Ontology annotation, molecular function: protein binding. Bases 1286 to 2524 code for a protein of 412 amino acids.